CUAUUAUAUUUUGCUAUGGGUUUUAUGUGUAACGGACAAGUGCGUCGAAGGAAAUUAACGGAAAAUCAACUAAUAAUACUGAAGAAACUUUUGGAGAAAUACGGAAAAUAUGCUUUUCGAACAUCGCAGUUCGUUGUAUGUUUGUUUUGUUACAGUGCUGCGGACAGUGCGGAAUCACCCAUUUUGGAGGAAGCCGGCGAGAGCGGUUCUGAGCAGAAGCCUAAGCCUCUCGUCAAAUAUGGCGAGCUCGUCAUACUUGGAUACAACGGUUACCUACCCGCUGGCGAGCGCGGCCGCCGCCGGAGCAAAUUCGUGCUCUACCGGCGGCCGCAGGCCAACGGCGUGCGGCGCUCCAAGCACUACGUAGUCAAGACCCCGCACAGCAGCAAGGCCAUCCUCGACGCCAGCCAGCACUCAAUCUCGUACACGCUGAGCCGCAGCCAGGCGGUCAUCGUCGAGUACACGGAGGAUCCCGACACUGAUAUGUUCCAGAUCGGUAGGUCGUCAGAAUCGCCGAUCGACUUCGUGGUAAUGGACACAGUGGCAGGCGACAAGAGCGGCGACACGAAAGUGCUACAGAGCACCAUAUCGCGGUUCGCGUGUCGUAUCAUCGCCGACAGAGAGGACGUCAAUAACUGUCGCAUAUAUGCCGCUGGGUUCGACUCUUCUAGAAAUAUAUUCCUUGGGGAAAAAGCAACGAAAUGGACAGAGAACCACGAGAUCGACGGUCUGACGACGAACGGCGUUCUCAUGAUGCACCCGCGCGGUGACUUCUGCGGAGGCAGCGCCACCUGCGGCCCGUGGCGCGAGACUUCAGUCGGCGGCGCCGUGUUCUCGCUGAGGGAGAGUCGCUCCGCGCAGCAGAAGGGUCUCCCAUGCCAGUCAGAAAGCAACGUGCUCCGGGACGGGACUAUGAUUGACUUGUGCGGAGCCACGCUGCUAUGGAGGAGCGCCGAGGGACUCAAGAAUUCACCUACAAAACGCGACCUGGAAGCAUUAGUAGACGCACUGAACGCGGGUCGGCCACAAUGUCCUGUAGGGUUGAAUACAUUGGUGAUUCCACGCAAGCUGUCUUCAGCUCAACAGGACCUCAACCAGCCCUACGUGUACCUCAACUGCGGGCACGUGCAAGGCGAGCACUCGUGGGGCGCGGAGAGCAGCGAGACGGGACUCCGCAAGUGCCCGAUGUGCAUGGCGCCGGGGCUGGUGGUGCGCGUGUGCAUGGGCAUCGAGCCCGCCUUCUACGUGGACGCCGAGCCGCCCACCUACGCCUUCAACCCCUGCGGACACAUGGCCUCCGAGCGGACCGUCAAGUACUGGGCGAGCGUGGACAUCCCGCACGGCACGAACGGCUUCCACGCCAUCUGCCCGUUCUGCGCCGCGCCGCUGCAGGGCACGCCGGGCUACGUGCGCCUCAUCUUCCAGGACAACCUCGACUGAACGUGCCAGGUUCUGCAGCAGGCAUUAUUAAUUAUAAAUAAAAGGGCCUUUUAUUUAACAAUUAACAAGAUUAUUACGGAGUGGCCGGCAGUGACGUCAGGCCGCGAGGAAGUUAUACAUAUACGAGCGGUCACAAAGAUCAUAAAUAUGUUAACAAAUAAGUUCAAAAUGUACCUAAAGGACAAUUUCGUACAUGAACCCGAUCUCUAUCGCACGCGUAUUGUAUUGCUGUCCCGCCGAUGAUGCUGGCGGUCAAUGCCACUAAGCGAAACAGCAAUAUAAUUAUGCACGUGAAAUAGAGAUAGGAAAUGGCGGGUCGAUGUACGAAAUUCUUUGUGCGUACUUUACACAUAUUUAUGACCUCAGACCGAGCAAGGUUAUAUGCUCCUCGGUGAGUUGAGAAUGUUCUAAUGACCUUUGAAUUAUGCACUAAUACCUAAUAUCCUAUUUUUUUUAAAUGGAAUCUCACUUUUAUCUUUUUCCAUAUUUCGACAUAGCUGUAACGCAGAAGCUUUACUCAAACGAGUUGAAUAAAGACUGUUAAUAUCAAGUUAUUACUCGAUUAUAGCGCAUGGUCUUUUUCGAAACGUAUAGAGUUAGCAGUCUUUAUUAGUAAAUCGUUUCUGCAAAAAACCGCUAUACGAAUGAAUGUAAUACUGUGAAAAAUGAAGUGAUUUAAUUUGUUCACGAGACGCAAAAUAAAUAUUUAUAAUGUGUGUUACGUUUAUAAAAACGAUGUGUUGAUGGUGUCUGUAUGUUUAAUGUGUCGUUCUUAAGGUACCACUUUUUCAAGAAGGCAAGAAUGAUGCAAUUUGAAGUAGUCCGUACGAGAAAGUGCUACCUUUUGCCUGAAAACGUCACAAAUAGGUAUUAUAAAAUGUUCGGCUAAUGAAGAAUAUUUAUUUGUUAAUGUCAAGAUGUAAGAUAAUAAUGCGGAGAAAAUGCGAGAAACUACAAAAAAAGUAUUUAAUGCUUUGUAUAUUGCUGUCUUUUAUUUUAAAAUGAUUAUGAAUGGAAUAUAUAUGAAAGAUUAUAAUGGAAUAACAGUACAUCAAUAGAAGUUUUACUUGUAUUUUGAGCGUAUACCUGAGGCUGACUCUAUCGACACAUAUUCUAUUGUAUAACUGAAAUAUAUCAAUCUAUGUUAGACUGGAGACAAGUUAAGGAUAAAGAUUGCUAAUAUAAUGAAACUUAUCAUGUUAUAUGACAAAGUUGCGAAUUUCACUACAUAGUGUUAUAACCAGUGAUCGUUAAUUUUCCAGCAAUUUUGGUGCAGCAUUGUUGGUUAAAAGCACCUGUAUGCCCUACUCUAGGUGGAAUAGAUAAUUAGGGUUAAUAACAGUAAUUAACCUUAACCAAUCCUCUCCCUAGAAAAAAAUUGAAGAAAAUCCUUUAUUUUUACUAUGAUGCACCAAAAUUGCUGGAAAAUUAACGAUCACUGGUUAUAACAAAGGAAGUUUUCAGUCUAUCGUUACUGGCCUUUGGCAAAACUAACCUAUGUUAGAGUCUGUGCGGAAAGAGAAGAGUCGUGAAAUGUAUGGGGCCAUUGGGGUCCAAUACAUUCUACAACUCUUCUCUUUCCGCACAGACUCUAGUCCAUAGGAGGGUCGUAUUUUAUUUUGUUGUCGAAUUUAUAUUCGUAAGAUUUCGAUAAAAUUUGGUGGAUAUAAAUUUCCCUAUCUGCACAAUAUACGCGCAACUACACCGUAUGUCUUAAAAAAAAUAUUCCUCUAACUUACGAAAACGUAUGGUUAUGGUAUUUUCAAAACUCAACGGAAAAUUACAUAAAUUUUAGGAUUUCGUAUUUAUUCCACCCAGAAUGCUUCUCUGUUUGGCCUAAAGGUUGACUGGUAGAGAGUGCCGUGUAGCAUUAAGUCCGCCUUUUGUCACUGUAUAUUUUUUACUGUGCAAUAAAGUUUAAAUAAAUAAAUGAGCUCUUCAAAACAGCCAAAUUUUAUCCAAAUCUAACAAAAAAAAAAGCGUCAAUAUUAAAAAAUCGGCCGAUAAACGCAGCUAUGACUAUCAUUAUAUUGAUAUAACUAACUUAAGUUCUAAUUUGCUUUAUGAUUGUAAAUACUGAUUACUUUGUAAUGUUAAGUAAUUUAUGUUUUGUAGUGUGGGUUGCUUGUAUACCUAAGAGCCAUAGCGGUAGCAUAGGCCAUAGUGUGAAGUAUGGAACCGUGCACACACAGUGGUCUCAUUUACAGGUUAAACUUAGAUAUUUCGUCGGUUUACAACCAAAACUUGUAUAUAGAUGUUCAAUUGAUACUAUGAUACUUGGUUUUAAUAGGUAUUUAAUUUGUUUAUGGACCAAUUGAUCAAUCAAUACUAAAAAAAUCUAAAUAUGUUGCUCGCGAGGAAUCGGAAGAAUUUAAAUAUAGUAAAAAAAUUACUGGAUUCAUCUGAGAUUUAGACAUAAUUCUUUUGAAAACAUUUUUUAUCAUGACUCCGCCGUGCAAAACGUAAAUUCAUAAAGUAUAGAGCUUUUACAGGGAUUUUUCCUCUACUUAAAAUAAAUUAUUUCACACCAUGCACGAAAUAAAACACCAGAUAAUUAUUAGUAAAACAUAGAACGUCAGUUAUUUUUAAACACAACUUAUAUUUAAUAAAUCGGGUUGAAAUAUAAAAAGUAGUUGAGUUGACCGUGACGUCACUAUACUCGUUUUCAUAUAAAUUCCAUAUUAGCAAAUCGUUUUGACAGUUCUAAAAAAGAAGCUGAUUUGACUAGUAGAAAAGUAGCUUAUUGUCUCUCCCUAUUACUCGAAUAAGGCAAGAGCGACAUAGAUACCAUCUUCAAAUUUCGACGUUCUGUCAUACCUACUAUGUAUUUGUUUUCCGUUUACGUAUGGGUAUUGGUCAUUAGUAUUGUCAUAAUGUUAGUAAAUAAUUCUAAUCAGGUAUUUGGUUGUAAACUGGCGAUAUGACGGUUAUCACACGAGUGAUUAGACAUGCCAUUUAUGUAGUAAAUGUAAUGUAAGUCCCGAACCUGCUGGCACACGAUUCAACUAUCGCUUUUUGUGUUAAAAAGUCUCUUUAGUUGCGUCCGAUGUUAUUUUGGACUGUUUUCGAAUUGACUAUAUCUGACGAAAUAGAAGUAGCUUUUUUGAACGUAGUUUCUGAUCUAAGCUGGUUGUUUAUUAUAGAUGUUUGUCAGGUAAGCGGAAAACGUAACCAACUCUAAAAUGUUUAGUUAUAUUCUCAUUUGUCGACAGUGGGAAAUAAUGGGUCAAAAAAGUCCCUCUCACAACUAGGAAGGAAUCAUUAUUUGUUACGAUUGGGGACAAAUGGGAAAAGGUUAAAGUUUCUAGUUUUCUUACAAAUGUCUAUCGUAUUCAACUAGUAUUAAAGGCUUCGUUACAUCUAAUGCAAGAUGCAGUGCGGUGUGUUGUAGUGCAAUUAUUGGAUUUAAUGAAAGAGAGUCAAGGGACAGAAGUCAUUUUCGACUUUAUUUCUUUGACAUUAAGGUUCAAAAGUGAAAACUCUUCACUCGUCGACUUCAUGUAGAGUCAGAUACAGAGAGAAGUAUCCACCUGCGUAUAAACUUUGAAAGGGUGGGUAUCGCACUCUUAGGCUGAAUGUACCGCACCGCACAACACAUUAGGUGUGACUUGGUCGUAUGUAGCGUAGGUGUAUGUUCUAUAAACCCUGUCCUCAGGAGUGUUGUAAAAAUAAUGUAAGUUUGUAAACGUAGCGAUUAUAAGCUUACGAUACUAUGAAAUUUAGUUUUUGUACAAUUUGAAUUCACUAGUUAGUGGUUACACUUAAUAUUGCCUUUCGAGUCGACAAAGUGCAAGACGGAUUUAAGGAUUAUUCAUGUGUUACAAAGAUAAUUCUUAUUUAAUUAAUUAAUGCAAGUAAGUGCACGUAAUAUUAUAUUUGUUUAAGAUAACCCUUGGGCUGACACGUCAAUGCAUUUUAACAAGUCUGUGACGUUUGAAGGGUUAACGUUCAAGUCGGGUAAGAUAUCAAAUCGUUUAAUAUUCGAAUACGUAGGUAGUUACAGUGUAGAUCCAACAUGAGUUAUAUCGCUUAACACCCGUAGUAUAGCGAUUAUGAGUAACCCGAUAAGACCUGCGCUUUCUUACCUUCUAUUGUAACUCAAAUGGCGGUUCAAACCGAAAGGGAUCUUAGAACGAUACGCUACUAAUAAUAUUUUCACCAAAAUAAAUGGCACUGCUAUUGCCACGUUUGAAAAAAAAAAUGCAUUUAUGCCGAAAGAAUUGGGGUAAUACAGUAACUUUAUAAAUACGCAGGACGUAAGUUAUACUGAUAUUCGAAUGAUUCUGUUCGCUCUAGAUACAACUAGUACUGAAGGCUUGUAAUUGUGUCUUGCUUAUGCGACUUAAGGUCCCUUUUGUUUUGAACUGCCACAAAUAGCUACGGUAUAUGUUGUGACAAUACUGCGCGUUGACGCGCCCGCAUUGUUUAGAUGGUUAUGGAGAGUAGUGACGCUUACUGACUGCACUUCACUAUGAAGCCUGUAGCGCCCCGUUACGAGAAAAUCUUUAAAUCAUUUGAUUGAUUUAUCAUAAUUAUCAUAUACAAAAAUAUAUUUUUCAAAAUGAAUGUACCUAUAGCAAUCUGAAGGGGCCCACUGAUUACCAGUCCGCCGGACGAUAUCGGCCUGUCAGUUAAACGCAAAAUUUGACAGACAGCCCCGAACAACUGACAGGGUGAUAUCGUCCGGCGAACUGGUAAUCUGUGGGCCCCUUAAGUAGAUACAUUUUGGAAAAUACUACCACUUGUAUUUUUAACACAUUCAGGGCCAAGAACCCGACUGUCGGAUACAAUGUUCGCAGCGACUGCGUGCUACAUACGGCAAAGUCGUGGCUACGCGCUACUAGCUUAGUGGCAAUGAAUGUGUUAAGAAAUUGAGUUCAGCCUAAGGGCUGAUUUAGAUGAUGCGAGAACUCGCAUGCGAGUUUCAUUACAUUGCGGGUUUUGAUGGGUCGGUUGAAUUGGACGUAACCAACAGUCCGCAAUGUAACUAAAAUCGCAUGCGAGUUCGCGCUCCGUCUAAAUCAGCCCUAAUAGUUGAUAAAGGGCAUAAGUACAUCUGAAAGGGUCGCCACACGAAACACCGAGGCUUCAGUGAAGUGCACAAAUUACUAAAUCGUUCUAACAUUACUGUACUAGUGGUAAUAAGAACUGAAUGCUAGCCUUAAUUUUAUUUAUAAUAAGUGCUAGGAUAAUAAUAAAUCGCUCUUUUGAGUUAGAAAAUUGA
Molecule: messenger RNA, 6664 nt
Organism: Cydia splendana
Lineage: Eukaryota; Metazoa; Arthropoda; Insecta; Lepidoptera; Tortricidae
Gene: Pli
Product: protein pellino
Exons: 10
Coding region: 16-1440 (474 amino acids)
Biological process (GO): protein polyubiquitination; regulation of Toll signaling pathway
Molecular function (GO): ubiquitin protein ligase activity; protein binding
Source: RefSeq, a predicted model, not a curated record